This is a messenger RNA of Dromiciops gliroides (monito del monte), 14088 nucleotides long. It is a transcript of the gene DCHS2, whose product is annotated as dachsous cadherin-related 2. Gene Ontology annotation, molecular function: calcium ion binding. The transcript is spliced from 20 exons. Lineage: Eukaryota; Metazoa; Chordata; Mammalia; Microbiotheria; Microbiotheriidae. Gene Ontology annotation, biological process: homophilic cell-cell adhesion. The coding region runs from base 1 to 10200 and encodes 3399 amino acids. Gene Ontology annotation, cellular component: cell-cell junction; plasma membrane. The record is from RefSeq and is a predicted model, not a curated record.
AUGAACCCCCCUGGGAGAAGGAGGUGCAAGGCUCUGCAGCAGCAGGAAAUCCCGGCUGGGCAACGCCUGAUGUUCCCCAGGAGAAGGGAGACGUGCCGAGGAUUGCAAUGGGAUGCUCUGGCUGGGGCGCAGCUCCGGCUCCCCGCGGAGAGAGGAAGCCAGAAGCAGAGACGCGGCUGCAGCGGCGGACAGCUGUGCACUCUGGCUGCCGGGCAGCGCUACCUGCUGGGGCUCUUCCUCCACAUGUGGCUGUGGACCGCCUCCGGCUCGUCCGCCCAGGUGUACAACCUCAGCUUAGCGGUGGACGAAGGGCUCCCUCCGGAUACUCUGGUUGGGGAUAUCCUUGCCGGGCUGCCCGGUGAGCAGCAGGGGGUGGGAGACGGCUUCUUCCUGUCUGAGGACUCGGGCGACUCCCCGCUGCUCGACGACUUUCACGUGGACACCGACACAGGCAUCAUCCGCACCGCGCGCAGCCUGGACCGCGAGCGGCGGGACCGCUACAGUUUCGUGGCGGCCACGCUUCUGGGCGCCGUGGUGCAGGUGGAGAUUACCGUGAACGACGUGAACGACCACUCGCCCCGCUUUCCAAGCGACUCCCUGCAGCUAGACAUCUCGGAGCUCAGCCCCCCCGGCACAGCAUUCCGCCUGCCCGGGGCCCGGGACCCGGACGCGGGGCUGUUCAGCAUCCAGGGUUACACCCUGUUGCAGCCUCCCGAACUCACGCAGAACCCGGAGGGACGCUUCUUCCAGUUGCGCUACGGAGGCCCGGGGCAGCAGCCUUCCUCUUCGGGCUCCUCCUCGUCUUCCUCGUCUUCACCACUGGAGCCUCUGGACCUCGUGCUGGUGCGGCGUCUGGACCGCGAGGCCGCCGCUGCUCACGAGCUGACGAUCGAGGCAUGGGACGGGGGCAGCCCCCGGCGCACUGGCCGCCUGCAAGUGGAGGUACGCGUCCUGGACGAGAACGACAACCCGCCGGUCUUUAACCAGAGUGAAUACCGGGUGGCGGUGCGCGAAGACGCCCCGCCGGGCACCGCGGUCUGCCGGGUGCACGCCACAGACCUCGACUUGGGGCCCAACGGAGAAGUGCGCUACAGCCUCCGCACCCGGCAGCCUUCCGCGGGCGGGGUCGACAGCGAGGGCGCUUACUUCUCCGUGGAGGAGCUGAGUGGCUUGGUGCGAGUACGCCGGCCGCUGGACAGGGAGUCCCAGUCCCGGCACCAGCUGGUUGUGGAAGCUCGGGACGGAGGCGCCGAACCCGAGGCCGCCAGCGCUCUGGUAUCCAUUGCAGUGCUGGACGUGAACGACAACCGGCCCUCCAUCCACUUGCUCUUUCUGACCGAAGGCGGCGGAGCUCAGGUGUCAGAGGGUGCCAGGCGCGGGGAUUACGUAGCCCGAGUCUCCGUGUCCGACCUCGAUGGGGACCCCGAGGGGGAGGAAGCUGCCGAGGUAGGAGCGGGCAGUGAAGGGGGCAGCGCGGGCAUCACACUCUCUUUGGAGGGCGGCGUGGGCUCCUUCGCCCUGCGGCCAGGAGGCCCCCGGGAUGUGUUCUUCCUCUGUGUGGAGGGGCCCCUAGACCGGGAGAGCCGCAGCCACUACGAGCUGCUGCUGGUGGCCACGGACUCGGGUUCCCCGCCCCUUAGCACCCAGGAGGCCCUCUUGCUUCGGGUCACCGACGUCAACGACCAGGUACCCCAUUUCAGUCAGGAGCGCUAUUACGCCUCGGUGUCUGAGGCCGCGGCGCCCGGCACUGCAGUGCUCCGUCUCAGCGCCUCAGACGGAGAUGAGCCGGGCACUGACCAGGCCAGGGUGCGCUAUGUCCUAACCCAGGUCCAGCCCCCGAACGACUGCAACCCAGAAGACGCAGCUCGUGGAGCCAGGUGCCAUCCUCUGGCCUUUGCUGUGGACCCAGAGAGCGGAGUGAUAAGCACUACCCGUGCUUUGGACCGGGAGGUUCAGGAGGCCGUGGAGCUGCAGGUGGUGGCCCAGGACCUCGGCCAGCCCCCGCUCUCCUCCACCUGCUGGGUGAGCGUGACCGUGGAGGAUGUAAAUGAUAGCGAGCCCGUCUUCCAGCGGCAGGUGUAUAAUGCCAGCGUAGCUGAACAUGCCCCCUCCGGGCACUGCUUUUUGCAGGUAAAGGCAUCAGAUGCUGACACAGGCCAGUAUGGCCACAUCGAAUAUUUUCUUUAUGAUGGAUUCCACAGCUCUGAAAAAUCUCAAGAAUUCCAGAUUGACCCACAUUCUGGCCACAUCUGUGUGUCUCGAGAUAUCGACAGGGAACGAGAUCCAGCCACCUACGAUUUGUUAGUGAAAGCUCAGGAUGGGGGUGGACUAAGUGCCCAAGCUUUUGUUCGAGUGGAACUGAAGGAUGUGAAUGAUAAUCAACCUGUUUUUAACCCGGCCUCCUACGUGACAAGCAUCAGUGGCCACACACAGCCAGGCACGGAGAUUCUCAAUGUCGUUGCUACUGACAGGGAUGCUGGAAUAUAUGGAGUGGUGGCCUAUGAGCUCAUGCCAGGAGACUUCUCCUCUCUCUUCACAGUUGACUCUGCCACAGGAAUUAUUUAUUUAAUAUCAACUCUUAGUCACUUGGAGUCUACCAGUGUGUUUUUGACUGUGUCUGCCCGAGAUGGUGGUGGGCUUACAUCUGUAAUUAAUGCGGAUGUCACCAUCCACAUCCUCCAGACUGCUCUAGCACCUGCCAUUUUUGAAAGGUCCAAAUAUGCCUUCUCCAUUCAUGAAGAUGUGCCUGAAGGUAGUCCUGUCGGAACUGUGAAAGCAAGAGAACCUUUAAAUUCCUUGGAGACAGUGUCUUACAGAAUUUCUUCUGGGGAUUCCUAUGGUAGUUUCACUAUUGACCCUAAGUUUGGUGUCAUUCGUACCCGGAAGCAGCUGGAUCAUGAGACACAGCCUAUAGUUAUCCUCACCAUCCAGUCACAGCUGGGCAGCUCUCCUGUCUAUGGUAGCACCCAAGUCAACAUUACUGUGAUUGAUGUCAAUGAUAACCCUCCCAUUUUUCGCAUGGCUUCAGAUGAGGUGAGGCUAUUACAGAGUACGCUUCCUGGCACAGCCUUAUAUAUUGCUCAUGCAGAAGACAAAGACAGUGGCCAGAAUGGAUUUGUCCAAUAUACCAUCGAAAAUCAGUGGUCAAGCAUCUUCACCAUUGAUUCAGACACUGGUGUCAUAUACCUCAGUGGGAUCCUUGGGCAAGAAAUACAACAGGGUUGGACUCUGUACAUCAGGGCUAAGGACCUAGGAGUUCCCCCCUUAACAUCACUGUUGAGGUUGACAGUGACUGUUGAAAAACCAGACUUGAAGCCUCCCUUGGCUUUUGAACAUUUAGUUUAUCAGAUAGAAAUAAGUGAAUUCCUUCCACCAACAACUCAGAUACUUCAAGUCUGGGCCUUCUCACUAGAGUCACAUCACAAGACAUCCGAUAUUGCAUACUCACUGGAACCCACCACAGAAUCUGUCGCAUUUGGCAUUGAUGCUUCUACAGGUUGGAUUUCUUUGCGGAGGCAGUUGAACUAUGAAACAACCCAAAUAUACAAUUUCAAAGUAUUUGCCUGGAGCCUGGAGGACAGGUUGAGGCAAAAUGUGAGUACAGCUGUAACGGUUCAUGUUCUGGAUGAAAAUGACAAUUGUCCAGCCUUUUUGCAUGAUGUCCUUUUUUUGCAAGUUGAAGAGAACCCUACACCCCAAGGGGUAAUAGGAACAAUUAUAGCGACUGACAAAGACUCAGGAAAAAAUGGACAGUUAUCAUAUUUCCUUUUGUCUGAUGGAAAAUUCUUCAAGAUAAAUCCCAACACAGGUGAAAUCAUAAAUUGGAUGGCGCUAGACCGGGAGCAGCAAGUACAUCACCAGUUGAUAGUUCUAGUGACUGAUCAUGGUUCCCCACCACGAAAUGCCACUAUGAUAACUUAUAUCUCCAUUACAGACCUCAAUGAUAAUAAACCUUUUUUCCCCCAAUUUCUCCCUGGAAAAGAGCUCAAGAUUAAGGUCCUGGAAGGUCAGACUGCAGAUAUGUUGGUUACCACUGUAUUUGCAAAGGAUCUUGAUUCAGGAAACAAUGGAGAAGUUUUAUAUUCACUAUCUUCAGAAGACAGUUCAGAGCACUUUAAAAUUGAUGCCAACAGUGGAGAAAUAAGAACAACGACCCCACUCUUGUAUAACCAUAGGCCACAUUACAGGAUGACUGUAGUGGCAAGUGACCAAGGGAUGCCUUCUCUUCAAGGACAUGCAGUUAUUCACAUUCAGGUGAUUCCACUCUCCAAAGAGAGGCCUUCCGUUUCCCGUUAUAUUCAGCAUUUGGUCAUACCAGAAAACUCUAAGCCUGCAAAAGUAAUGAGCUUGGUAAAGUCCCCUGACUAUCUUCAGCAACAUGAUGGAAAGCUACAACUAAGUAUAGUUGCAGAGGACAAGGAUAGCCACUUUCAGAUUGACAGCUCAACAGGGGAUUUAUUUCUCUCCAGGGAACUUGACUACGAAAUGACCUCUCACUAUCUUCUCAGGGUGACUGCGAAAGAUAACAGCCACAGUCCUCCUGUGAACAGCACCAUCUUCCUUAGCAUUGAUGUGGAAGAUCAGAAUGACCAUUCUCCUUCUUUCCAAGAUGAUUUCAUAGUGAUCAGCAUAGAGGAGAACGUUUCCGUAGGUACCUUGGUCUACACAUUUAAUGCCAAAGAUGGAGAUGGCAGUUUUCUAAACAGCAAAGUCCAGUAUUUCAUUGAAAUGAACAGUCCUGGUGAAAAUCCCUUCCUCAUCCACCCCUCAUAUGGGACACUGGUCACUGCCUCCCCACUGGAUAGAGAGACCAUUCAGUCCCUUGUCUUGACAGUGACAGCAUCAGACCAGGCUGUGAAUGUAACAGACCGGAGAUUGGGAACCAUGACAGCCAAGGUGGUCAUUUUAGACAUCAACGACCACAGUCCUAGUUUUGUGUCCUCUCCCAUUGCCUAUAUUGCAGAAGAUGAAGAAAUAGGUUCUCUUGUGCAUCAUAUUGUUGCUAAGGACCCUGAUGAAGGAAGGAAUGGAAGAAUCACAUAUCACAUUCUCUCAGGAAAUGAAAACAAAACCUUUAUGUUGGAUGAGAAAUCAGGCUUGUUAACAACUAUUUAUCCUUUGGACUAUGAAACUCAAACCUUUCAUGUACUGACCCUCCUGUCACUGGAUGCUGGCCUGCCGGCACUCUCCACAACGCAGACCUUGACAAUUUAUGUCCUUGACGUAAAUGAUGAGGCACCAGAAUUUAAGCAACAUCUCUAUGAAGCUACAGUUGCAGAAAACCAAGGUCCAGGGCAAUAUGUUACAAAAGUGGAAGCUGUGGACAGAGAUUCAGGAAUCAACUCCCAACUGCAAUUUGAAAUCAUGCCAACCACCAUAUCUGGACUUUUUAAGAUCGAUUCCAGCACUGGAGAGGUGGUAACAGCAGCUGCACUGGACAGAGAGACCCAGGAGUUCUUCACCCUUAGAGUACUGGUGAAAGACCAGGGAAUCCCUCCAUUAUCCAGCACCACGACUGUUAUUUGCAGUGUGAAAGAUGAAAAUGACCAUGCUCCCAAGUUUAUUAUCCACAACCCUGAAAUCCAAGUUCCAGAGAACCAAGAGCCUGAGGUCAUCUAUACUGUGUUAGCUGUGGACAUGGAUACUGACAACAAUGGAGCCGUGCGGUAUCGCAUAAUUGGAGGAAACAAUGAGCAGCAGUUCACUAUUGAUACAACUUCCGGAGAGCUCUCCACAACUUGUAGCUUAGACAAGGAGCACAUCAGUAAUUUCACCCUCAUUAUUGAGGGGUAUGAUUUGGGUAACCCAAGUAGAAGCUCCAUAACAGAGUUAAAAGUGACUGUCUUGGAUGAGAAUGACCACAGCCCUACCUUCCCUACAUCCCACUACCAAGCCUGUGUGAAAGAAGACCUCGAAGUGGGUUCCGUAAUCCUAGAGCUCUCUGCUGUGGAUGAAGACAGUGGCCUAAAUGGGCAGGUUGAAUACUUCCUAACCAAUGAUGCUCUGGGUCUCUUUACCAUUGACAGAAUGACAGGUACAUUGAGACUCACCCAAGGCCUUGACCGGGAGACAAGGUCCCAGUAUGUGUUUAGGGCUGUGGCCAGUGACUGUAAUGUCCAAAGUCCAAGGAGAACCAUAGUUGAUGUGACAGUGAAUGUCGAUGAUGUCAAUGACAACAGUCCUGUUUUUGGACAGAACCCUUUGGACGUCUUUGUCUCUUCACAAAUGUCUGUGAACCAGACCAUUGCCACACUAAUUAGCUAUGACUCAGACCUGGGGCUCAAUGGAGUUGUGGUUUUUCAUUUUGCUGAGACCCAGUCUAUGUUUCAUAUUGAUGAACACUCGGGAGAGGUUCGACUUCAAACACAGCUGUCCUCUGAACACUUCCCUGUCUGGCUGCAGGUAAAGGCUAUGGAUCAGGGGAUCCCCACCAGGACAGCUGUUGGUCUUUUGGUCAUCCACAUGCAGGAAAAAGAUGAAAGAUUUUCCUUUAGUCAGCAAUUAUAUACAUCAACUGUAACUGAAAACUGUGAAACUGGAACUUCCAUUGUGACUGUAGAAGCCUUCACUCCGGAGCCCAAUGAGAAAGACAUAAAAUAUUGGAUUUUGAGUGGAAAUGAAAAUGGAGUAUUUUCCUUAAACUCUAAAACAGGUGAACUCACUGUGAAGGAGCCUAUUUUUCUUGAUUUUGAGGUCAUAAAUGAAAUUAACCUCAUAGUUUUGGCUAAAAGUAGCUGGCAUACAACCCAUUGCAAACUGGCAGUCUUAGUACAAGAUGUGAAUGAUAAUGUACCAGUUUUUCAGUCAAGCACUUACCGAGCUUCAGUAUCAGAAGAACAACCCUUCAAUACACAAGUCAUGCAGGUUUUUGCCACUGACCUUGACAGUGAAUUGAAUGGCCAAGUUGAGUAUUCAAUCCUCUCAGGCAACCAGGAUGAAGCAUUUCAGAUUGAUGCAGUGAGUGGUAUGAUAACAACAAAUACAGUUCUGGACUAUGAACUCACCAAUUCCUACAGUUUGGUUGUACAAGCUGCCGAUAAAGGGAUGCCCAGGCUUUCUGCUACAGCUAUAGUCAACAUCCAAGUGGUAGACCUCAACGAUAAUAUCCCGGCCUUUCUCCCCUCUGAACGAGUGGAAGUUCCAGAAAGUACUUCACUUGGUUCUGUUGUGACUCGAGUGGCUGCUCGUGAUGGAGAUUCAGGUCCCGCUCUUGUCUUCAGUUUCACUAAGGGGGGUAACCCUGGAAGCAGAUUUGCUAUUGACCACAACACUGGAGAUGUGAUGCUGACAAAGCCAUUGGAUUUUGAAGGCGAACAUGAAUAUGAACUACUGGUUGAGAUUUCGGACUCUGUGCACCACACUGAAGCAGUGCUUGUGGUCUAUGUUAUGGAUGUCAACGACAACCCCCCACUCUUUUCCCAAGAUUUCUAUCAGGUCACAUUGCCUGAAAUGACACCUGUAGGAUCCUCCAUCUUGACCGUGUCAGCCACAGAUCAGGACACAGGAACCUAUGGGAGGAUUUCCUACAAAAUCCUUUCUUCUGCUGAAGGAUUUUCAAUUGACCCCCAGAAUGGCUCUAUAUUUACGGUCAAACCUGUGAUGCUUCUGAACAAAACAUCAACAAUUCAACUUCUUGUGGAAGCUAAAGAUGGUGGAAUCCCUAGUUUGACAGCCAUUACUUUGGUGGAAAUAGAAAUUCAAGAUGUGAACAACCAUGCCCCUCAUUUCAGCACUGAGUACUAUAACAUCACUGUUAGUGAAGAUACAGUCAUUGGGACCACCCUGCUCACAUUGUCAGCUAUUGACCAUGACUGGACCCAUGAAAACACACAUGUUGAGUAUUCUCUCAUCAGUGGUAAUUUGCAGAACACUUUCCAUGUGGAAACUCAUGUAAUUCCCUCAGGAUCCCCUUACAAGCACAUUGGUCAACUUGUGCUGAGUCACCCUCUAGACAGAGAAACUAUGGCCUCUCAUGAACUUAUCAUUCUAGCUUCUGAUCAUGGUCACCCCCCAUUGAAUUCUACAGCCACCAUAUUAAUAGAUGUGCUGGAUGCCAAUGAUAAUGCACCAAUAUUCAGCUCUCCAGAAUACCAUGCCCAUGUCAAGGAAAGUCUACCUGUUGGUAGUGAGAUUAUUGUGGUCUCAGCAAAAGACCAUGACACUGGAGCCAAUUCUGAAGUCACCUACACUAUCAUCUCAGGAAAUGAGAAAGGACAUUUCCAAGUAGACGGGGAAACUGGAGUAAUAGAUUUGAUUAAACCCUUGGAUUACGAGGACACAUUGAUGUUCACUUUAACUGUCCAAGCCUCAAAUAGAGGAACAAAUAAUUUUGCCUUUUCAGUGGUGUCUAUCAGUGUCCUGGAUGACAAUGACCAUGCCCCACUGUUUGUUUUCUCAAGUUUGAACUGUGUUGUCCCUGAAAAUCUGCCUAAUUUUUCUAUUAUGUGUACAGUGCAUGCCUUGGAUUUUGACGCUGGUCCUUAUGGGCAGCUGACAUAUUCCAUUCCGUCAUCCUGUCUGAUGAAUCAUGGAAUCUCUCGUGAUCAUGACCUGUUCUUUAUUGACCCAUUAACAGGGGAUAUCUAUGCCAAGCAAAUCCUAGACUAUGAAACUGAAACUAAACACUGCUUCAUUGUUCAGGCAGAAGAUAAAGGUGAAGCCAAAGCCACUCUGAUGGUCCAAGUGGAUGUUGAAGGAAUUGAUGAAUAUGACCCUAUUUUCACACAAGGCCAGUAUUGCUUUAGUCUUCCAGAGAUUCAUCACACAAGACAGGUUAUUGGCAAAGUAGAAGCAUCCGAUGCUGAUGCUGGAGUUGAUGGACUUGUGCUUUAUACCCUUGCAACUUCAUCAACAUUCUUUUCCAUUAAUAAAACCAAUGGAGAUAUCUAUUGGAUUGGAGAACCUCCCUUUAAGGGAAGCAACAUUAUGAAAGAUGGCAUUGUUGAAAUGAAGGUCAUAGCACACAGUCCCAAGAUGGACUCUAAGUCUUCUUCCUGUACCAUCUUUGUAAAUAUGUCCUCUUUCCCUCAAGGAGAUCACUACAUACUAUCUGCUAACAGCCUUUCAAUCAGCCUCACAGCCUCCAUCAUCAUAUUUUUGCUCUUGGUCAUCAGCCUUGUUGCCCUGAUUGUAAGAUAUAAAAGAAAAGACACAGUGAACUCCUGUGGAGAAAAAAAGGUAUCCUCAUCCUCACCUAGUAAUCUGAGCCUGGCUAGUGAUCCCAGCAUCCUCAAGGACUCCCAGAAAGCUCAGGAUGGGGGCAACAGCAUUCUUCCGAUGGGCUCCGUGUCUGAGUGGUUGAAUUUAGUAGAUAUGAGAGAGAAAAAAGAUAUGGUGAAUCCAUGUAGACAUUCAGACUCGAGUGGCCACUGCUCAGUGGAAGGAGAUACCGCUGAGGAUGAGGAGAUCAAGAGGAUCAAUGAACACCCAUGCCGGAAGGGUUCUGGCUCUGUUCUGAGUGACCGAGGGUCUCGGGUGCCAGAUUCUGGAGUACCCAGAGACUCAGACCAGCUCUCUUGCCUGUCUGGGGAAACAGAUGUAGUGAUAACCACAGAAACCUUAGAGAGCAGUUUCACCUUUGAGGGUGUAGGAGAAAGGUGUGAUGCCAUCUAUGCUCAAAACAAGGUGCUAUCCCAGCCACUUCACAAGAUGGGAAUGAAAGAGAAAACCCUCAUGGAAGACAGUGGGAGAGAUUAUAUCUUUAUGUCAAAUGAUCAGGACUCAAGGUAUGGCUCUCUUACAACCUUAGAAGCUCCCACUAAGGAUCCAAGAAGCAGCUAUGACUGGGAUUACCUCCUCAACUGGGAGCCCCAAUUUCAGCCUCUUUCUUCUGUCUUCAAUGAUAUUGCAAAGCUGAAAGAUGAACAUUUGCAGGUGCCUGGAUUACCACAGGGGAAGAAAUCUUUUGUUUUCCCACCACCUUUAAUCACAUCGGUAGCACAGCCUGGCAUCAAGGCAGUGCCACCACGAAUGCCGAGUCUGCCACCAGGGAAAGCAUUCAAGAAAUACCCACGUUCUCCCCUUCACCAGCAUCUUCACUAUCCACCAGCAGCCAUGACGCCCAGUUUUUCUCCUUCUCUCUCCCUGCUGACCAUGCAGUCUCCUGCUAUGUCUCCCCUGUUGCCAGAUGCUGGGUUGUUAGGAACAUGCCUAGUCAGGACAGCCCAUGGGCCCAGGGCAGAAGAAGAAGUCAGGCUGUGAAACCUUGGCAUUGAGCCCCAGGAUACUUUUAGGCAAGAAGGAGUAUACUAAAAACAAAAACAAAAACAAAAAGCAUUUGGAACCAAACUCCUCAGGGGUGAUUCUUUUCAUAGCUGAGAGAAUAUGAUCCAUUUCAAUCUGAGUUUUAUAGCUCCCUAUUUUCUCCUAUAUACUCACUCCCAGACUUACUGAGAAACUGCCCAAUGCCUAACCCUUGUCUUCACCUGCCACUACUACUCUUGUACUUUGCAGUCUGUAUAGAAAUGAGUUCAGAAGGUGAAAUGGCCUAAUAGACAAGAGUGACCUGCAAAUAAUUUUAAAGCAUUCUUAGUAAGUGGUCUAUCUUCAAAAUACACAAGGCAAGAGCAUAGCAGAGUUGCCGUUGCUUGGCGUGACAGUAGAGAUCAAGUAGUUUGGGUAAAUAGACUUCCAGUGGCUCUCUGACAAUACAUUUCACAUCAAGAUAAUUGACACCUAAAGACCCACUUCUGGAUUUCCCUUCCUUUUCGACCCUUCAUGCCAUCUUACUCCAUUUGUAGAGCCUAAUCAUGACUGUAGAAGUGAAAGGCACCAUCAUCUCUAGGGAGAUGAAUGAGAAAAAAAGAAUGGAAGUAGCCAUCAGUCAAUGCCAAAAAAGAAGAGUGUUUCCCAGUUGCUUUUCUCUGAUUAAACGAACCAAGCAUGUCCAUUCUUGGUAUGGGCCCAAGGGUGAUACUAGCCUAAACCACUGGGUUAAACCUCUCAUGUGAUAAACUUCCUUGGACUUCUUUCCAAAGAGAUCAGAGUACAUUUUCUUUUAUCUUGUUUGUUUUUUUUCUUUUCUUGCUUCUUCUUUAUGACAGGACACAUGUAUAGAUGUGAAACUUUGAAGAUUAAUUUAUGGAAACUCAUUUUAUUUUUCUUCUAGACACUGCAGUUACUUGUGGUAAACAGAGAACAAAUAAUUUAUGCACUGUGUUAACAGUGACAAAUUUAUGUAGAUAAAACAAGCUAGAGUGAUGGAAUUAGCUAUUCAUAUAAUUUCCUAGUUAGAAUGAUUUAAUGGUAUUUUUUAAAAUUAAGAUUUUUGUAUAAAUUUUUUCUACUAAAAGUUUAAAAUGAGCUACAAAAGCAUACUUUCUGUCCUCUCAUGGUAUAAUCUAAUUACCAUUUGCUCAGCGGUGCAAUCAGUACUUGGGCUUUGUAUAGAUGGAUUGUAGGCAUAGCAGAUGGUGUUGGAUUACUGGCAUAUGUUGCCCUUUGAUUAUCUUGUUUUCAAUACUGUUUCACAGGAUCAAGAAGAGAACUUAGAAUUCCUUAGAGUUGAAGGGGAAAGUCUUUGAGAUCACUUAAUUCAAUGCCCUCAUUUUACAGAUGUGGAAAUGGAGACCCAAGGAGAGCUUUAUGCAACAAUUCCAGUGCAACAACACAAACACUCUCCUCAAAUGAACUUACUGAAGCAAAUUUAGACAAGGAUGGCAGAGACCAAAGACCUUUGGACACCAGGUUCUGUGAUGGGAGAAAUUUUUUUUCCCUUUUUUUUUUCGGGGCAAUGAAGUGACUUUCCCAGGGUGGCACAGCUAGUAAGUGUUAAGUGUCUGUUCCUGAUUGGAACUCAGGUCCUCCUGCAUCCAAGGCUGGUGCUUUAUUCACUGUGCCACUUAGGUGCCCCUGAUGGGAGAAAUUCUAAGACAGCACCCUGUCAGGAAGAGUCAAAAUACCUUGGAACACUCCAAAUGAGUGCUGGGAAAUCAAGCAUUGGAGGAAGAUGCAAGGCUGUACUGAACCUAAGAGGAAAUAAGAGUACUGAAGCUGGGGUGUGGCUUCCAUGGGGGAGAAGGCAGGAUAUUUUACAGCCUCCUAUUUGAAUGGAUUCUUCAUGAUAACUAGAUGCUAAGAUCAGUUCUUUCUGCUUGCUAAAGUGAUACCAAUACUGCAAGUGCCCUGGAGCAAAGUCUCAGUCCCCUCCACCUAGUUACAGUUCAGCCCUUAAAAGGGAAAUCACAUACCCAAAGUCAAGAGCACUAUUUCCUUCUAGAGCUAAAACUAAACCCCACAAUUCCUGGUUCCUUGUCUAGCACUCUUUUCCCUGUUGCCACCUAGAGUUCCUGUGUCCGUUCACUGCCAGAAAUAAGCAUUCUUCUAAGAACAUCACCUCCCUACCUCACUACUUCUCUGGGGUGGUUGCCUUUGGCAUAAGAAUCCUUCUCUUAAUCAUGCUGAUCCAAUGAUGGAAGUCUUCAGGACAUCAUGGCAGUAGUUUACAGAAUCGUAAAAUAAAAUUUACAGGACACAUGAGGUGACUCCCUUCAAAGCUUACCCAUGGAAUCCUUCAGGUGUCUGUGUGUUGUCAUGGGUUCAUGAAGAGUUGGACAUGACUGAGUGACCAAACAAUAACAACUGUGUCUUAUUCCUUCAUUGACAUUCAUGGGAACAGGACUCAGUAGGCAAGGCUACAUACAGAAACUGAAUACACCCCGAGUUUUGAUCUUUGUUCCACUAACACGCUAAAAUAGCUAACUGUACUGUGUCCAUUUUCCUUCUUUACAAAAUGGUAUAAUACAGUCUUCACAACAACCCUGUGAGGUAGGUGCUACAAGUAUUUUUGUCCCCAUUUUAUAGAUAAGGAAAUGAACUCAGGUAAAAGUGAUGUUCAUAAUCAGACAGCUAGUAAGGGGCAGAGGUAGGCUUCGAAUCUAAGCCUCACCCAACUCCAAGUAUGGUACCCAUCACACCAUGACAUACUGCCUCUUCGUAGUUAGUACUAUCCAAGAGAUACUUCUGUUUACUAGAAAGCACUACUAAUAACACAAUGAUUUGCAGGUGAAACAGACAGUGGAUUGUAUACAUUUUGAGCAACACUAAAUAUUCCAUGCAGGUAUUAGCAAAUUCAGUUAACAGAAUGAGUCAUUAUUAAAAGAUCUGUGGACACCCAUCAUGAUUGACCCAAUAUUUCAUCUAAAGGAUGAAUUGAGUGUCUUGAAUUUUCACUAUGGUACGGGUUCUUUGAUGGAACCACAAAAUAAAUGCCUACAGGUCAGAGAAAAUGGGGCUCUUAAUCUGAGGUCUAUGGACAUAUUUCAGGGGGAUUUAUGAAAUUGAAUGGGGAAGAAUUGUAUCUUUACUUUCACUGAUCUCUGACUGAAAUUUAGCAUCUCUUAAUUAUGAAUUUAAAAAAAAAAAUCUUGAGAGAGUUGGUCCCUAGGUUUCACUAGCCUGCCUAAGGGGCCCAUGACACAAAAGAGGAUAAGUACAUCUGGACUAGACUUACUCUUGUUAUAAUAGUCCUAACUCUGAUCCAAGGUGCAGUCAGGCUCUGCUUAAGGCAGGACUGCAUUUCAAGCAUCCCUGACAUAUGGAAGCAUUAAACAUCUCUAGGGAAGGAGCUUCUACCAUAUCCCUUGGCAAAUUUACAAUAUCUAAUCUCCCCUUGAUUCCUUUCAAAGUUUCAAUGGAACAUACCAAAAGAGAGGAGGAAAGUGUUUGUGUCUAAAUUCAUUAUUAUGAAAGUUCUCUUUGGCCUUAUACUCUGCUUGUAGCUACAAGGAAGGCAUCGUUUGCUCUGUCAUGCAGAUAGCACCAACAUUUCUUUCCUCAUGUCUGUAUACCGUUGUUCUCCCUUACUCUUCCACAAAUAGUAUGCUUGCUCAUCUAAGCGUGUCUUUUUGCAAUUUAUUACUCAUGCUGGAUAUGAGUCUGCAUUUUUUCCUAGAUAUUUUGUAAGAGCUUAACAUGCUCAUUGUUUUGAGUCACUUGUUACCAAGUCCCAGUGGGGAUUGUUUUUUGAAUUGAUCGCUUUACUAAUGUCCUAUCAAAUACCAAGAGCCACACUGGCCAACAUGCUGCUGUUUCAAGUGUGGUUGAGGUUAAAAAUGUGAAUAUGUGAGUUAAGUGUCUGCAAUAAAUCAU